AAUCGCAGCUGUCAAACUCUAAGCCGACGGUCCACAAUCCCGGACUGUGAUGGGAAUCUUCAAGGAUCGUUAAUCCAACGGUUUAAAACUCAAGAUUUCGAAGCGAGCAACAAGAAGCUAUAUUUUUUUUGUUGGAAAAGAUUGGAUCAAACGAGCGUUAUCCCACGGAGAUAGAGAAACGCAGAAAACGACACGACUGAUACUCAGGUGUUUUUAGAUAAAAGAUGAGUACAUUGGAUGCAACCAGAGAAGAACUUGCUCUUGUAGUUUUGUAUUUGAAUAAGGCUGAAGCACGGGAUAAGAUAUGCAGGGCUAUACAAUAUGGUUCGAAAUUCCUAAGUAACGGGCAACCUGGCACAGCCCAAAAUGUUGACAAAUCAACCAGCUUGGCUCGGAAAGUUUUCCGUCUUUUUAAGUUUGUCAAUGAUUUGCAUGGUCUUAUUAGCCGUGUUCCUCAAGGAACUCCACUUCCUCUUGUUCUGCUGGGAAAGUCGAAAAAUGCACUUUUGUCGACGUUCUUGUUUCUCGAUCAAAUCGUCUGGCUUGGCAGAACAGGCAUCUAUAAGAACAAAGAAAGAACCGAGUUGAUCGGCCGAAUAUCGCUUUUCUGUUGGAUGGGUUCUUCAGUCUGCACCACCUUGGUUGAGCUUGGGGAGCUUGGAAGGCUAUCUAAAUCAUUGAGAAAGUUGGAAAAGAAUCUUAAGAACAGUGAUAAGUACCAGAAUGAGGAAUACCGUGCUAAGCUCCAAAAAUCAAAUGAGAGAACUCUAGCUCUUGUUAAAGCAGGACUGGAUAUCUUGGUCGCGGUUGGCCUUCUUCAAUUGGCACCUACGAAAGUCACCCCUCGUGUAACCGGAGCUCUUGGAUUCAUAACGUCUCUCAUCUCUUGUUAUCAGUUGCUUCCAUCACCACCCAAAUCCAAGGUAAACUGAAAUGGGAAGUCUGGUUUGCUCAACAAGCUUGUCAUUUAAAUAAGUUUAUAUUGGUACAAGAUUUGAAGAAUUUGUCAGCCUGGGGUGACCUGGAACUACUCUUCCUGUGUUAGCACCAUUGUUAUUGAAUCUCUUUUAGGGUUUCAACAAAAUAAUAGCAAUACACAUUACUGUUAUUUCUUCGCAUUUAUGAAUUUAGAUAGUGUUAUGGUC
Messenger RNA from Hibiscus syriacus, 1145 nucleotides. Its product is annotated as peroxisomal membrane protein 11D-like. Gene Ontology annotation, biological process: peroxisome fission; regulation of peroxisome size. The record is from RefSeq and is a predicted model, not a curated record. Gene Ontology annotation, cellular component: peroxisomal membrane. Lineage: Eukaryota; Viridiplantae; Streptophyta; Magnoliopsida; Malvales; Malvaceae. The transcript is spliced from 8 exons. Bases 225 to 932 code for a protein of 235 amino acids.